UUUUAGAUUAUGUUUCGUGUACAGCAAGCCCCAGCCGGUCCACUCCCACUUAAUACACGAUUUGCCAUAGUGAAUUCCAUCUACAACAAUCCAUUUCAUUGGUCUGUCUUCAAGGGUCUGAUUGGAUUUGUCGCCGGUGUUGUGAUUGCUCGAACUGUCAGUGAAGAAUGGGCGAGUUCUCUUUAGUUGCCAGAAGAAGAAGAAGAAUGGAUGUGUAAUAAUUGAUAUAUGAUUCGGUUGGGUGUGUGUAUCCGAAAGUAGUUGACUAGGCGUCGUUGAUAAUAAUGUUGUUGUGUUUCCGAGCAAUAAAAUGUCUGUCGAU
This is a messenger RNA of Cylicocyclus nassatus, 322 nucleotides long. NCBI's taxonomy places the organism in Eukaryota, Metazoa, Nematoda, Chromadorea, Rhabditida, Strongylidae. The record is from the annotation of a GenBank genome assembly.